Messenger RNA from Xyrichtys novacula (pearly razorfish), 9554 nucleotides. NCBI's taxonomy places the organism in Eukaryota, Metazoa, Chordata, Actinopteri, Labriformes, Labridae. The record is from the annotation of a GenBank genome assembly.
AUGCAGAAUGUGCCAGAAGAGUGGAGGGAAAGACAGGAUGAGAGGACAGAGGAGACGUUAGUGAAGAGGAGAGAGGAUUCAAACAGUAAGGAGAUGAAGGAAGGGACAGGUGGAGAGGAGGUGGAGAAGGAGUCGCUGAUGAUGGAGCUGACGCGACUGGUGCAGAAGACUGUGAAGGAGAGCAGCUGGUGGGAGAGGAGGGGCAUCGACUGCAGCAUCCUGGCAGCGGCGUUCCUCUGUCUACCACCUGGUAAGACUCCACACACUGUGGAUAAGUUCACGCAGCUGCUGGGAUCGUGUGAGGGGUCUGUUUAUCGCUCAGAAAGUCAUAAAUAUUAGUGAAGAGAGGUCAUAAGUUAUCUCAGAGGAGAAAAAUAUGUUGGACCUUUCAGAAAAUACUUCUGUUCUUAGUUGUGGCAAAGCAAAGUUCAUCUGCACCUGGAGAAAAAAGAUGCUUAAGAUGUCGACUCUCCCUGUGCAGAAGCCAAAAUAUUUUUAUUUAUCUGACUUAGUAAAUGUUGACAGAAAAACAGAAAAAAACUUCAGGAUGAAAAGAAUAUUUUACCACAUGGUGAGUACAUCUAGAGUUGAACCAGCAGAUUAUUUUGACAUUUUUUACAUUUCUGUUUCUUUCCAAGAAAAGGAAAGCUAUAAAUUUAUAUCUGCUGCAAUAAAAUUUACUUUAAGUCUUUAUUUUUCAUUGUUGGUUGCUAAUUGAGCAACAAAAAUAUCAAGAAAAGGCUUAUAAACUUUGUGAUAACUUUUUUUUUAAAUAGUUUUUUGACAAUUACAAAUUUGUUAUCGUUACAUUGAGAGCACAGGCAUCACAGCCCACAGUUAACCUCCAUUCCCACAAAGAAACACAAACACAGAUUCAAAAAGAACAUUAAAAAUUUUUUAAAAUGAAAAACAAUGAAAAAAAUGAAAGAAACAAAAGCUGGCUUUCUCAAAAUGUUACUUCUGUUUAGUGUGGUGCUUCUAAAUUUUCGGGACUAUACUUUAAAGCCUUUUUUUCCCAUAAAUGCAAGUUUAAUUGUCUUACGCACUAAAUCGUGUUAUAACCAAGAUACGUUCCCAAAAUAAAUGUUAAAGUGUAAAAUAAGUGUUAAAUAUUCGAUGUUGAUUGGUCAAAACUCAUUUACAACGGCUCUGAACGACACCUGGCAAGAGACGGACAGGUUACGCUCCUCCAGUCAAAUCAAUCCGCGGAAAGUAGUUCUAACCUGCUCGGUAAUGGCGGAAGCGUUGAUUUCUGUUAGCAUGCUAAAUUGUUAUGCUAAACCAGUAUAGAUGUUUAAAUAAUGGUUCUUCUCCCUCAGUCUAGGCAAGAGCAGCACAGCUGGUGAGUACAUGACUGGAAGUUACUCAUAGUUACGAAGAAAACUGCAAAGUUUCGAGCCGAAUGAGGACAAAAUCUCUCCCUUUAAAACGCUAGUAAAUGACCCGUUCACGGUAACCAUCGGUGAAAACGUUCAAAUCAUUUUCAAUAACAACAAAAGAGCGACUUACAAACGUUUGGAGGCAUCUCUUAUUCAAACAAGACUACCUAUUAAACAGUAACACUUUAGCAUGCUAAUGUAUUCACGCCGUUAGCCAAUGGAGACCGACGUCCGCGCAUGGCGGCCAUCUUGCUACGGGACGCUCGCCCACUCCUAACAUUACAGUCUGCGGUGCAGGUAACAUUUAAAUAACUGUAGAUCGAUUAAUUUUAAACCGAUUUUCAAACGGUUUGGUUUAACAAACCUCAGAGUUUUAGUUAUGUUCCUGCAUACUCAAGAAUAAUUUUAACCAUGGAUUUUCAUAAAUAAACAUUAAGCAGAUAGGUAGAGCAAUAGCUAUAGACCUACACACACAAGGCAGUUAUAUUAAAUUAUUUACGGUACAUGUAAAACAUUUAAUCACUCCAUGUUUGUUGUACUAUUAAUAUUUCUAUAAACUGUAAUAACAUAUAACAAUAACAUUCUAUUUUUCAUAACUACCAGUUCACAGUGUAUUAUCCCUGACCUGUCAGACUCCUGCUGACAAACUGUCUUUAACAUUAGUGUCAAUAUUGUUUGCAAACAUUUAAAAUUUCAAUUCAACUGUGUGACAUUCAUAGAUCAUACCAAAAAAGUUUGAGUAACACCCUCCUUAUCAGGGACUUUAAGGUUUUUAUUGGCGGUCCAUCUAAUCAGUUUCUUUAUAAACCCCUGUAGCUGAAUCAUCAACACGUGUUUAAGUCAAAAAUAUCUUUAUCAAUAUCCAGCCAGUGUUUAAAGUAGAUGGGUUGUUUUUGUUCUGGUCCCAGAUUGCCAUCUUGACACUGAUCUUCACAUUGAACAUUUUCCAGUUACCAAGAUAUAAAAUUUCUUCAGCGUUUAAUACCCUAGACGAGUUUUAAACUCUACCUCCACAUCUUUCAACUACUUAAAAAAUUUGGUACAUAAUUAAAAAAAGUAUGGAACCAUUGGUCCAGUCCUAAAUAGUCACUUUUUUGUCUUAAAAGGAUUAAAACCAUCAAAUAUUAUUAUUAUAUCAUUCUCAGUGAAAUUUUGCAGUUGACGGUCAUUUAUUUAUUUUAUUCAUUUUCAAUAAGGCCAAUUUGAAGCCUCCCAUAAAGAUUUCAAUCAUAAGUUAAAAUUCACUCCCCCAAAAGUUUGACUUAUCAAAGAAAAAAACAAAAAUACUGACUUUGCUGCUGCAGAAAUCAUACAAUAUUUGCAUUCAAGAAGCCCGAACCAGUGAAAUUUUGCACGUAUCCUUCCUUUUUUUAUUGCCAUCUAAUCAUUUACCUACACCAAAUCAAUUACAACCAAAUAUUAUCCACUUCCCCUUUAAAAUAAACUCAAAAAGACCCACAUGAAAGCCUCGGUGUGUCUCUCUUUCUCUUGUUUGUGGCGUCUGAACACACUCUAUCAAACAUGUUUACGUUUCUGAAUCACACUCGCAGCUCUUCUUGCUGUGUCACCCCUCAGCCCACUCACUGUUUGUCACAGCGGGGUCACGCUCUCACGGUAUCCCAUGUUUCUCCUCUAACUGGGUCACUGCUGGUCAGCCUCUGACCUCAAUUAGUGCGAGUGUCUUUUGUGCCUCAUGUCACUCGAUCAUUAGAAGUGACAGCUCUGAGCAGCAGCGCAAGACACCUGAGGUCUGAGCUAAAAAUGUUCCUCAGACUCACUGGAGUUUAUAUUUGGUCCUUUAGUCUGAGUUUCUCUUGAAUUGUUCCCUGGCUGUCUGUGAAGAUAAAGGCAUACUCACGUAUUUUUAGCCGAAUCAGGUCCCAGACUUCAGCUGAAGAGGCAUCAGUCACUGAUAUCACAGAUCCUGUGUCGUAUCGACUCAAAAUAGUGCGCCUUGAAAUUGGAGUUGCAGUUUAUUAGCACCGUUUUAUUGAGUUAGGGAACAUGUGAUCCAAACCGCCCUGGAGCCAAAGAAGCUUUUAUACUUGGUGCUUUUACUGCAGGAUUAUUACUGUUACUGUAAUAAGUGCAACCAAACCACCACAGUGAUGCUGCGUGACAUUAAUUAUUCAGUCUGAAGAAGCCAAGGCCACAUUAUCACCCACUGGAGAUCCGCUGACCCAAGCAUAUUGAUGUUUUAAUGAUCGCCUGAUCGAUCUGAGAAAGUGAAGAAGAGAGCAGCGACCCCACAGAUGGGCGUUAUUUGUAUUAGUGCACGGUGAUGUAAUCAUGUAAGGAGCCCCCCGUGUGAUGAACACAGAGCUGCACAGUCACUGCAGAGAAGGGUAGAGUUUAAUUCGUUCACCUGAUCGCCCCUCCUGUGGUCACGGUUGAAAGCCAUCCUUCUGCUCGCACACGUAACAGACACAACAGGACACAUCAUGCUUUUAUCUACACAGUGAUGUUACUGUGGGUCAGUGAGUCUGUGGAGCCCACUCUUUGGCCCACAGUCAAAUACCUCCACCUCUGCUGGGUGGAUUUAUAGAGCGGUGAAGUGACCAUUUAUGGACGAUGGAAAGACGAUCUCAGAGCGAGCCCCGGAGUCUUUACAGUUUCAAGACUUUCCCACAAAAACUUUAACUAUAAACAUGUUUAUCAUUUUAUUUUCAGUUGAAGUCAUAGACGCACUCUCUCAGUCUGUGAAAAACAUAGACUGUAUAUACUAUUCAGGGUUUGACACUAACUUUUCUUACAAGGAGCACACAAAGAACUGUUUAGUAGCACAAUGAAAUUUGAUCAAAUAAUGUUUGUCAUUUUGGUCGACAUAAAUACUGUUAUUUGAAAUCAAUUUUUGGUCUUUUGGUCACAUGACAGUGAAGCUAUUGAAGAAAACAGCCUUUUCUGAGAACAUCAACCGGUAAUUUAUUGACGGUCCCUUAUUCAACACCGACGUUGACAGCGAGGGUGUCGAGUAGAUUUAACCGCGCUGCUGUUGUUAUUCCCGGUUAUGGAGAGUGAGGAGACACCGGUAGAUCCUCAGAGAAUGUCCGUCAGAUAUCCAACCUGAAACUAACUUCACCGCCGUAUUUACAGGAAAAACAUUUGUUGCCUCGGACGAUUUUUCCUGACUCUCAGGAGACUAGGCUGAACCCCAUAAUAACUUUUGAAAAUAGAUAAAAAUUUAUAUUCUGUGUAAUUAAUUUCUUAAGUUUGUCCACAGCUCCAAAGGGGUUGCUGGCGGAGGCGGGAUUUAUGACCUAUACUGCAACCCGUCACCAGAGGGUGCUGUUCUCGGAGUGGCUUCACCCAGCGAGGAAGCAGACGCAAAACUCGCCAAUGAUCCCUCCCUCUAAAUUUGUCCUGGGAAACAAUUUUAGCAGCUGUUUUAAUCGGAGGAAUGUAACAGGCUGAAUCCGAAAACAUUUACACCUUAAACUUUUCGUACAGUAACAUUACUGCGUUUACUGAGGUCAAAGGUGCGUGGAUAGGCCAGGUCACAAUGAGAGCGCCCUCUGCUGGAUCACAAUGGGCUACUGAUGCGCUGGUAUACAGUUUUAUUAUGGGUUUAAACGACUCAUUACAGUUGGAAUAUGAACUUCUCCUCAGAGUUACACCAGAUAAGAAGCUCUAGAGCUCGAAAUGUCAAAGUUAUGUAAACACUGAGUGUGUGUAAGCUCAUGUUUCCUCACCGCCGUAUCUUUAUUGAGUUUAGAUUAAGGUGUGUGUGUGUGUGUGUGUGUGUGUGUGUGUGUGUGUGUGUGUGCGCACGUGCUCUCUGUCUCACAGCCUUCCUGCUGCUGGGCUCCUCUCAGCUCCUCUACUUCUCGGCCGGCAUGCUGCUGAUGGGCGUCGCUCACGCCGUCAUCACCAUCAAAGGGACACAUAUGGCCAGCCACGGGGCGCUGAGCGAGUCGCAGGCCUGGGGCAAGUUCUGGGCCGUCUUCUUCAUCGAGGUGAAACAUUUACUGAUCAGUUCUGCUUCAGUGUGCUUAAAAUUCUGCUGGAGGACGGAGAAAAGAAGUAAAUUGUUUCUGUUUCUGUUGUCUUAACGUAGUAUCAGAAAGAGCAGUGUGAACGUUAGCGGCCUUUAACCCUGAGGAUGACCUCUGUGUGAUGACCUGCUCGCCUGAUAACCGUCAUGUGCUGUUACGCGUGCUGCAUCAGUUUCUGCGUCUUCGUAAACACCCUGCUGUGUCCUUGUGUUUGUCUGCUCAGAUCUGCGGCUCCUUCUCGGCGCGGGCCGGCGUUCAGGGUCACAUUAAGAUGCAUCACGCUCACACUAAUGUCAUCGGACUGGGCGACUCCAGCGUGUGGAAGGUCCCCUUCCUGCCUCGCACCAUCUACCUGUUUAUAGCCCCCCUGUUCGUUCCGAUCAUCACUCCGCUGGUGGCGCUCGGUAAAAGACUUGAUCAUCAGCGCAAACAUGACCUCCUGAUCCUCACCUCUUCUCUCUCAUUGAUAUGUGAUUCUUUGGUCUUCAGGUCACAUCAGAGAACACUCUCCGGCCCUCAUCCUCAGGACCGUCCUGAUGGUGUCUCUGGGUCUGUACUCGCAGUACUGGCUGCUGAUCCACAUCUCUGGGUUCCAGUCGCCUCUCGGCACUCUGCUCUGCAUGCUGGUCUGCAGAGCCAUGUUCUCGGUGCCGUACAUCCAUGUCAACAUUUUCCAGGUGAGAACUUCUCUGGGGUCUGCGUCUCGAAGCGACACAUCUGUUUAGAUUUGGUUCACUCUGGCUCCUCUCACAGAUCUGAGGAAUUUCAUGUCGGCGUCUUUUCAUGUCACAUUCAUAAUGAGAAGUCGUGGUUGGGUGCAGCUCUGUGUUCUCAUAGAUCAGACCAGCGAGUGAGCUAAAGGGAUCAACUGGAACCAUUCAGGCCUGGUUUCCCGUGCUGGAGUCUGACUGUCCGGCAGGUCAUUGUGCAUUGUUCUGAUCAAAGAGUGAGAAGGUGGAUUAAAAACCCGGUUCAUGAGGUGAAGUGGAGGGUCUGACAGAGUGAGAUGUUUGUUCUCUGUGGGGGGUCAGACAUGUAAACCGCCCGUUGUUCUUGGCUAUUAAACAACAUUUUUUUCCCCUGAACUCAGCGAGCUGUUGUACCUCCAACCGCGGAUGGUAACGUUGUGCAGUAUUAGCUGUUUUUAACUCGUUUAUUCAGUGAUAAAAACAUGUUGGAGACUUUCUGUUCGACUUUGAUUGGUUGUUGUUUUGGUCCAUUAAUGCAGAAUUUGGAAAGACAAGAUCUGAGGGGCAAGAGGGGAGCGGAUCAGCUGUUAAAGGGGUUUAAAGGAUGUAAAAUCAAGUUAAGGUCAAAACACUGUAACACUGAGUUAGACACCCCGUCGAGAGAUGAAUGUUGCCGACCGCUUUCUUCUCUAGUUAAACCAACUUUAGUAACGACUAGCCACCAAACAUCUUUUUAACUUUGACUCAUUUCUUUAGCAAAAAGACUAAACACAACUCACCUACUCUCUUCCAGCAGCCGCUUGUUUGUAGUGAGACCUCAGGCCAGUCCAUUACAGACUAUAGCGGGGUGCUGCAGCUCAAGGAAGAACAUUUAUGAUCAUUUCUUUAUCAUUUCCUUGAAGUAAUAAUCACCGUAUUAAUCAUUUUGCAGACGUGGUAGUUCUUCUGCCUUAGUGUUUCGGUCUGAUUGUAUUUCCAUGAAGAAAUGAUCAUAAAUGUUCUUCCUUGAGCUGCGAAACUCCACUGCUCUCGCUGAUCGACUCAUCAGAAUAUCUGUCGGAAUAUCCCUUUAAGUUUCUCCCAAAUCUUUAAACCUUUUCUACAUCUUCUACUCCACAAACCUGCAGACGGACCUUUACAACACUUGGUACCUCUGGAUCUGAUAUUUUAGGCUUUAAUGAAUUAUCAAGAUCUUAUCGACGCACACCGACCUUUCUUUAAAUCCACAUUACAUGAAAACACGAGACCUUGUUUUCUGCUGUUUUCAGUUUCUCUGAGUGUCUUAAAGUUUGAAAAGACUUUUUAGCUAAACGUUCAAAGUAAGAGUCCAGACACCCACAUUACCCUCGAGGCUCAGUCACACAGCCGAGCAUUAGUUCUGAUUAAGUUCUGACAGCCCGUCAUCAUGAUCGGCUGUUCUGUGGUCAGUAAACGGUAAAAACCUUUCGAUCAGGGUGUCAUAUUUGCUCCCUAAGAUCCAUUAGAUUUCCACCGUUUCACCACAAAUCCAUGAAGUAAUCAGCUGAUAUUUACUCUUGACUUCAGGAACCCGCUUGAUUGAGAAGAUCUCGCCACGGCGUGCACUCAGCGGCUUCAGCGUCCUCCUGGGAUGAAGCUGCUGAGUGCACGCUGUGGCGAGUCUGUCUGUGAGUCUGUCCGCGCGCACUUUUAAAACCCUCCGUGUUAUCUGCAGCACAUCGGCCUCCCCAUGUUCUCCCCCACCCGCCGACCUAAGAGGGUCUACCAGAUGACACACGGGGUCCUGAACCUGCCCAGGAACUUGCUGCUGGACUGGAUCUUUGGACACUCGCUUAUCAACUGCCACGUGGAGCACCAUCUCUUUCCCUUCCUGUCUGAUAACAUGUGUUUGAAGGUAAGAAGGAUCCGGAGCCAAAUCAAUGCUCUUAUCAGUCAUUAAUCUCUUGGUGUUCAGCCAGGUGGACCUGAUGGAUGGCAGAUCUGUCCGUCGGUUGUUUUGGCGAAGGAGAGGAUUGAUUCAGGUGGUGACAGAGUUCACAGUCAGGGACAAACACAAAACCACUUUGACUAUGAAAGUUAUAAGAAACUUCAAAAUGUGUUAAAUUCUGUUUCUGGUGAGACUCUGGGAGAUAUUAAGUCACAUCGACUUAAUUAAAUUUAAAGUUUUCCUUUAAAUUUAAAAAAAUCCCCCAAAAUUACAGUUGAAGAUCGCAGCUUAAAUUGAACGCCGAGGCUACUCCGUUCAUUUUCGCAGGUUUUCAAAUCUGUUUUCUGAUUCAUAAAUAAUCAGGUGCAAAUAUGACCUGACCCCUAAAAACAUUCUAACAAAAGGAUUUCUACUGUUCUUUUUAUAGUAUUAGAUGUCCUCAAUAACAAACUAAAAGUUUAACAAAGUUUGACAGGUACAUAGGGUACAAUUUUGAACAAACAGAUAUCACCAUGAAACUUCCCAAGUUUAUAACUUAUGUUAAGACAAACAUUUUUUAUAUUACAAGUUUUAUCAAAUGUUAUGUUUGAAUAUGUAAAUGAGGAAAUAACUAAUUAAAUAUGCACUAAUUUGCAUAAUUUUCCAGAGCAGAACAAUGGAUAAAGUUCCUUUAAAAAUUCUUUUAUUUUGUUGACAUACUAGAGUCAGAAGCGGGGAGGAGGGGACUCUGUAUAUCUCUUUAUACCGCUCUGUACAUGAUAAAAUACUCUCAACACCCCGAAAAACUCAAAUAUCUCCAUGCGACGCUGCCCGUGAGGAACUAGUUGUACUUGUAAUCACUUAUCAAUCAAACAAAUAUACCAGUGAAGAAGAUAACAUGGUCAAAACAUGUGUCAGGCGCCAGUAUUCCUGGUCUAGAAUGAAUACAAAGGAGUGAUGGUCAUUUUAAGGACCUGAAAAAAAAACACAUGAAGAUAUUUGAGUUUUUCGGGGUGUUGAGAGUAUUUUAUCAUUUACAGAGUGAUAAACAGAGAUAUCCAAAGUCCCCUCCUGACUCCUCCUCUGACUCUAGUAUGUCAACAAAAUAAAAUGAGAAUUUUAAAAGAGGCUUCAUCCAUUGGUCAGUUUUUAGUUCUGUAAAUGUCUGUAAAUUAGUGCAUAUUUAAUUAGUUAUUUCCUCAUUUACAUAUUCAAACAUAACAUUUGAAAAAACUUGUAAUAUAAAAAAUAUUUGUCUUAAUGUAAGUUAUAAACUUGGGAAGCUUCAUGGUGAUAUCUGUUAGUUAAGAAUUGUACCCUAUUUACCUGGGGUGUCAAGACAUCUAAUACUAUAAAAAAACAGCUGAGAAACCUUUUGUUAGAAUUUUUUUAAGGUUAGGUUUUUUUUUUCAUAUAUGCAGCCGCCUAAAACCUGAAAACUCCCCGUGUGUCUGCGCAGGUGAAGCCGGUCGUGUCCAAGUAUCUGACUGAGAAGAAGCUUCCGUAUCAGGAGGACAGCUACCUCUCCCGACUGCACCUUUUCUUCAACAAGUACCAGGAGCUGAUGGUGUUUGCUCCGCCCAUCACAGAGCUGGUGGGCGUGCAGUGA